This is a messenger RNA of Hevea brasiliensis (rubber tree), 1797 nucleotides long. RefSeq lists its product as uncharacterized. The transcript has 5 exons. The coding region runs from base 319 to 1404 and encodes 361 amino acids. NCBI's taxonomy places the organism in Eukaryota, Viridiplantae, Streptophyta, Magnoliopsida, Malpighiales, Euphorbiaceae. The record is from RefSeq and is a predicted model, not a curated record.
AAAUCCCAACGAGUCUCAGACGGAUGCAACCUCCGACAAUUGGCACUUGGCAGCUGGGUUGCAAAAUAACUUCUACCCUGUCCAACUACUAGAAAGUACCCAAUCAAAACACAUAGUUAUAGUUAUAGUUACAGUUACAGAUACAGUUACACAACCCUAGCUAGGGGAGAGACCCACCACUCUAUCAUACUUUCUUUUAUAUAUAAACCUUAGAUGGGGGAAGAUUUCUUCGCGUCUCUCUUUAGGCAGAUUAUAAUAGCAAAUCAUUAAAAUCCUAACCUUACUUCUCUUUAUUGAGCAAAUUCAAUUUUCUUUAUUAUGGCCAUUGAACUACACAACAGAGAUUCAUCAUUGCUUCCACCUCCUCAGUCUCAGUUUUUCACUGAUGAUAUUCUCUCAGGGAACAACAACAAACACCUUAACCUAACCUGGUCUUCUUGCUUUAGUUCCUCUGAUUUUGGUUCUGCUCUGAGCUCACCUGUUGAGUCAGAACUUGGUUCAAGUCAGUCGGAGAGUGACCAAGACGACGAUUACAUUUCUGAGUUGACUCGCCAAAUGUCUCACUACACGCUCCAAGAUGAUGAGAGCAGACAUGAAAAUGAGGAAUGGAGUUUGGCCGGUUCGCCUCAAUCAACGAAACGGUUUCGGCUCGGGGCGAGCCAAGAAGAGGUAAACAUGAUAGGGAAGUUUGAGAACUUGAAGAUAAACAGAGAAAAGCUCGGGUAUAACGAUAGUGAAAGAUUUGUAAGCACCUCUCUUGAACCCGCUUCGGCACCUUCAGCCAUGAGGAAACCCAGAAACCGGAAUAUUGAGAUUGGUUCUAAGCAAGCUCUAAUUGAUUACCAAAUACGGGCUAUUCAAUUCUAUAAGCUUAAGCAAGAGCAGAUUAUGAAGCAAAAGCAGGAGUCUCUGUAUUGGAGAAAGCAAGUCAAAGGGUUGAAUCACCUUGAGCUUGAUAAACAACAAGCCAGAAAAUUUCAUCAAAGCAAAGGGAGAACUUGUGGUGGAUUUGGUAAUGGACAAAAAGGUUCAUGGGCUAAUCUGCAACAGCAACAGAGAACCGGUUCAGAGAUGACAGCAUUUUUCCUUGGGGAGUCCGGUUCAAGAAGUGGUUCUUGUGGGACAGGGGUAUUCUUGCCCAGAGGAAUUGGUAAUACUUGCGAGUCAAGCAAGAAACAAGGCUGUUCCACCGUUCUUAUACCAGCAAGAGUGGUUCAAGCCCUAAAACUUCACUUCGACAAAAUGGGCACUGAAUCAAUAUCCAAUAAGCCCACUUUCCCUGUUCAACAUGAUGCUUCAAUGGGUGAUGUGAUGUAUGGCCUGCAAUUCCAGAACAAUAGCCAUUCCCGGACGGUGCCGGCAGAGAACCAAGAGAUGGGUCUGCCUCAGGAAUGGACAUAUUGAGAUGGAGCAACGCACAUGACGUGUUCCUCACUUCUAAUCUCUCUCACAUUAAUGGUGUUUUGGAUGUUUUUGGUAAAGAAAACAGUUGCAGACACAAUAAAGAAGGGAAAAGGACAGACAUUGGUCAAGAACUAGGGAAACUACAUAGAAUAGGACAAAAAUAAGGCUCAAUGGAUGAACAGAAUGCUCUAUUAUAUAUAAUAAGGGCAAGAUUUAGAUGGAGGGAGAAAAUAAUGUUGUCUUAAGAGACAGAAGCAGCUCUGUUCCUUGUUCUGGCUUCUGCUGGGUGGAUAGAUAUAAAUAUAUAUUAGUAAUAAUUUUAUGUGAGGAUGUCUUUUUAUAUAAUCCUUGUAAUAAUUCAGCUGUCAGCAAAGGAGAUUGCUUGUGCUUGUA